This is a messenger RNA of Hippocampus comes (tiger tail seahorse), 1475 nucleotides long. It is a transcript of the gene nosip, whose product is annotated as nitric oxide synthase interacting protein. Gene Ontology annotation, molecular function: ubiquitin protein ligase activity. Lineage: Eukaryota; Metazoa; Chordata; Actinopteri; Syngnathiformes; Syngnathidae. The transcript is spliced from 9 exons. The coding region runs from base 318 to 1232 and encodes 304 amino acids. Gene Ontology annotation, cellular component: nucleus. The record is from RefSeq and is a predicted model, not a curated record.
UCAGACGCCGAAUUUAUGCGACAGCAAUGACGUAUUUUGCGGCGCGCCCGAUUAGUGUGAAAACAUAUUUCUCUUGAUUAAUAAGUGAAUAAUAGAGUCCCCUACACAAAAAGCAAUUCGUUCAUCCUCUGUCGUGAUUAGAAAAGAGCCCAGAAGUGCCAAAUUCCAAACAUAGCCCGUGUCUCAAUCUCUUACCAGAAUAGUUUUCCGCGUUAGCAAGGAGUUCCGAGCUGAAUACUAGCUAAAACUAAAACCAGCAUUGCGACAAACCCGGCCGCAACUGUUUUCUUUUUAAACUGUCCUAAUUAAAGACUAUAAUGACUCGCCACGGCAAGAAUUGCACAGCUGGAGCCGUCUACACAUACCACGAGAAAAAGAAAGAUACAGCGGCAUCCGGUUAUGGCACGCAGAGCAUUCGCCUGGGUAAAGAUGCCAUCAAAGACUUUGACUGCUGCUGUUUGUCCUUGCAACCCUGUCAGACUCCUGUGGUCACUCCAGAUGGAUUUUUGUAUGAAAAGCAGGCUAUCCUGGAGUACAUUCUGCAUCAGAAGACUGACAUUGCCCGGAAAAUGAAGGCAUAUGAGAAGCAAAAACAAGCUCAGAAGAAUGACAGUCAGCUUGAGUCCAAGUCAGCGGAAAGGGAGAAAGUGGAGAAGUUUAAAACCAGAGAGAACAGCAUCGUAUCCAAACCCAUCAACCCUUUCAUUUCCGGGCAAAGCAAAGUAGGUGAGAAAAUCAGGACAGGCGGCAGCUCAUCAGCAUCCUCCUCCACUGAUUCAGUGGCCUCCUCCAGCCAGAGUCUGCCCAGCUUCUGGGUUCCUUCGCUGACUCCUGAAGCAAAGCCCAACCUUCUCAAGAAACCGAGUAAGACUGUUUUGUGUCCGAUGUCAGGCCGACCAAUUAAGAUGAACGAGCUGAUCACCGUGCGCUUCACCCCGGUAGACCCGAGUCUGGACCGAGUGGCCCUCAUCAAUCGCCAGGACAGAUACAUCUGUGCAGUAACCAAAGACGUCCUAGGCAACAGCGUUCCCUGUGCCGUCCUGCGACCUUCGGGGUGCGUGGUGACACAGGAGUGUGUGGAGAGACUCAUCAAGUUGGACAUGACGGAUCCUGUGAGUGGAGACAAGCUCUCUGACAAUGACAUCAUACCACUGCAGAGGGGAGGAACAGGCUUUGCUGGUGCUGGUGUCGAGCUUAAGGCCAAAGAAGCUCGUCCAGUGAUGCAAGUGUGAAAGAUGACUCUGGUAAUUAGUAUUAUGGUCUCUAAAAAAAGUUUUUGAAGAUUGCAAACAGCCCAAACAUGCCAUUUGUUUCUUUGAUAUCUGAUAUAUUGACCAUUUUUUUGUCUGUUAUUCUAUUCUUCAAAAUCUACAGCAUACUGUUCAUACCAUUUGAAGAGUGUUGUUAUUUUCUUACUGAACCCGCAUAUUCGCCUGCUUAUUGGUCAGUUGAAUAAAUGUGCUCUCCCAAACGUC